AUGCCUGAGAUUCUGCCUGUGAAGUUGACGUCCCAGUUGGGGUUUGGAACAAUGUCUAUGACGGCUUGGCCGUCACCCCCGCCUAUUUCUGAAUCGGUUAAGACGCUGAUACAUGUGGCAUCGCACUACACCAAUUUCUUCAAUGGUGGCGAGUUCUACGGGGCAGCCAACGCCAAUCUCAAGUUGCUUAGACAGUUUUUGGAGGAAUACUUGAAGAUAGCUGAGGGUGGUCAUGGAAAGAGACUUGUUUUGAGUGUCAAGGGAGCGUUGGACUCGAAGACCUUCAUUCCCGACGGGUCGAAGGUGAGCAUUGAUACCAGUAUUGCUAACGUAGUAAGUCACUUGAACGAUGUGCGUGACAAGUACCCCAAGGACUGUCGUCCAUUGCUGUUGUACCAAAUGGCUCGAGUUGAUGUUCGCGUUCCCUACACUGAGUCUAUUGGUUACAUCUACGAGCACGUUAAGAACGGAGAUAUAGAUGGCAUUUCGAUCUCGGAGACAGCCGCCAAAACCAUCGAAGCCGCGGCAUCAGUGGCUCCCAUUUCAGUUGCGGAAGUAGAAUUUUCGUUAAUGGUACAGGACAUUAGGCACAAUGGAGUGCUGGAUACAUGCAAGCGACUCGCCAUUCCUAUCAUUGCUUACUCCCCACUGGGGCGGGGACUCCUUACAAAACAGUGCGUCCAAGACCCCAAACGAUUCCUAGAUAGUAUACCGGAAACGGAUCCACGUAAACUUAGGAAACUUGACAGGUACAUGCCGGACAAUUUCUACCACAACGCGAAAUGCCUGGAAGCACUACAAAAGUACGCACAAGAACACCAUGAGGCUGACCUGGAACACUUGGCUCUUGGCUAUAUCGUUAAAAUGUCAGCUUUAAAUUCCACCAAUGGAGAGCCUUCCAUCAUACCGAUACCAUCCGGGUCCACCAUCGAUAAGGUCGAACGCAAUUUCAAGACGAUCCUUCCACUCACCGACGAGGACAUCGAUAAUAUUCACAAAUUGCUGGAUACACACACGAUCAAAGGACUCAGGUACAACACAGAACUCGAACGCAUGUGCUUCUUGUGA
This is a messenger RNA of Gregarina niphandrodes, 1068 nucleotides long. RefSeq names its product aldo/keto reductase. NCBI's taxonomy places the organism in Eukaryota, Apicomplexa, Conoidasida, Eugregarinorida, Gregarinidae. The record is from RefSeq and is a predicted model, not a curated record. Gene Ontology annotation, cellular component: cytoplasm. Bases 1 to 1068 code for a protein of 355 amino acids. The transcript has a single exon.